Messenger RNA from Naegleria gruberi, 831 nucleotides. RefSeq lists its product as uncharacterized. NCBI's taxonomy places the organism in Eukaryota, Heterolobosea, Eutetramitea, Acrasida, Naegleriidae. The record is from RefSeq and is a predicted model, not a curated record. The transcript has 2 exons. Bases 1 to 831 code for a protein of 276 amino acids.
AUGCGAAUUGUUAUUGGCUUUGAAAUUGGCGUUUUAAGGCCAUUGCUUGAAGUACCCGAGUUGAUGGGGUGUGUUUUUGAAUAUUUGGAUUGUUCAUCACUGAUUACUCUUACAAUGACAAGUAAACAAUUUUUCGGUUUGCAUGAACCAAUUCAAACUGCAACAAUAAGCAACACUUCCUCCGAAGAUGAAAAACAAGACGAAAAUUCAUCAUCAAUUAAUAAUAAUGAUGUUAGCUUAUUAUUAGAUGUAAAUUUGUGGAGAUAUUUGUUACAUUUCUAUGAAAAAUCUAAUGAGAAAUUAACUAAAUAUCAAUACGUUUAUAAUUUUAAGGAAUCAAUUUGGGGUGCGAGAGAACGUUCAUUUACUAAAUACUGUAAAAGUACUUGGUAUGAAGUUAAUCAAUCAAGAAAGGAAAUGGAUUUAAUAUUCAAAGAAGAUUUAUUGGAAAAGCAUAAAAUUAUUAAGGAAAUUAUUGAGAAACUCAAGAAAUUGUAUCCAAUAUUUAAAUUAGCAUCAACUCAGAUGAAUUAUAUUUUUGAUAUUGAUAGAAAUGGAAGAGCUGCUUGUAGAUAUAAGCAUUGCAAGAGUCAUCAAUCACUCUCUCAAAAUAAUGUAAGAGGUAAAACUGUUGAAAUUGGUUGCACUAGUUGGGACGGAGUUUAUCACGUUGAGUGUUUUAUAGAGUUAUUGCACGAUAAACAUGUGAAUGUUGGAGGCAUUCAAUUUGAUUGUGCUAUUAAUACUAAAGAGCUGAGAAAAAUUUUUAACCUCUCAUUACUGCCAAACAUGUCUCCCUCAAACCAAUUCAAAAAGUAUAUUCAAAUUUGA